AUGUACGUUUCGUCUCGCCAAAACUCUUUCUUGAAGCCAAUGUUGACGCGGGAAAAUGUGAUUGACCCUCAGACUUUGAAUGACGCGUGGGAAUUCGUUGAAGACAACGGCUUCGCUGGCCAAGUCUUUAAUCGCCACCUACAGCUCGAGGGUACCCAUCCGGGAUCCUCCAGUGUCACCCCGGAGCGUGCCUCCAUUCUGUGCAAUCGUUGUCAGCGACUGGACUUCUGGGUCGUUGGCUUUGCCAUCCGCGACACUUUGUCCGCUUUGGAGGCCAAUUGGAACAUCUGCGAGCUUUGCCGUCUUCUUCACGAUUCCUGGCGGCGUUUUGGCACAGCGGACUCCGUCGAGUUUCGUCGUGUCGGCUCCGUCCUCGCAAUACGGGGCUCAGAAGCACCGGCCCUGUCCAUUUACAGGACCAACUUGAACGACUCGGGUGGUCUUUCUAAUCCGCCCAAAGACAUCCAAAUCGGAUUCCCCAAGCUGCCCGACAUCGGCUGCCCUACACAUGUUGAGAUCCUCCGCCAGUGGCUCCAAGACUGCGAUAAGAACCACGCUAUGUGCUGCUCCGACAACAAUCCUGGGUCGUAUCCUGCGAGGACGCCAACCAGACUCAUCGACGUCGGCCCAAAGGGCCAGGAGACGGUACGGUUGCUCGAGACAAGAUCUUCCCAGCAAGGCGAAGAUCCUAGUAAGCCCGCCGGAUUCGAAUACAUCGCGCUGUCACACCCAUGGGGCGACAGAGCUCUCCACCAACACUUUUGCACCACCCGGGACAACAUCCACGACCACAUGAACCGGAUCUCUGAUGACAGCCUCCCGGCCACUUUCAAGGACGCCAUCAGGGUCACGCGGGAUCUCAACGUUCGCUACCUUUGGAUAGACUCCUUGUGUAUCGUGCAGGGCGAGGACGGCGAUUUCGAGGACGAGGCCCAGCACAUGGAGACGGUCUUUAGUUCCGCCCUUUGCGUCAUCGCCGCAAAUAGCGCCACCGGAACGUCGGAUGGCUUUUUGAAGCAGAGGCCGGACCGGACGGUAGUUGUGGUCGCGAGACCCUCAGAAAGUCCAUUCUAUAUCUGCGAAGCCAUCGACGACUUCCAGCGCGACGUGGUGGAGGGCGCGUUGAGCAAAAGGGGCUGGGUCUUGCAAGAGCGAGCCCUGGCCCGGCGGACCAUAUACUUCACCAGCCGGCAGGUAUACUGGGAGUGCGGCGAGGGCAUCCGUUGCGAGACACUGACAAGGAUGAGGAACAGCCAGGCGGCGUUCCUAGGCGACGCCAGAUUCCCCAACGUGGCCACCGGCUCCUCCAAAGGCGGCCAGAUCCGGCUGUACGAGUCCCUGUACACGCGCUACUCGCGGCUGCAGUUCUCCGACAUCCGCGACAGACCCAUCGCCAUUGCCGGGCUGGAGCAGCGUCUCAUCCGUGCCUUCAACACGAAGGGGGGAUACGGUGUCUUCGAGCGCUACUUUGGCCGGGGCCUGCUGUGGCGGCGAGACCCGGACGACCUGCAGACGGCCUUGGAGAGAAUCGACUUCGCGCCUACGCACCGACAGCAGCAGCAGCGGCUCCGCUCGUUCCGCGUGCCCUCGUGGUCUUGGAUGGCGUACAAAGGCUCCAUCACCUUCAUGGACCUGCCGUUUGAUGCCGUGCUCUGGGAGACGAACGACAUCAAGUCGCCUUGGUACUACCCCCCGCGUAACGGAUCGGACAAGUCCUGGCUUUCCACCAGCUCCGACGGCGGCCAGGCCGAGCUCGUGGGCGUGGCGAGAGACUUUGUUGAACUUGUUCGCGACGACGGGCGUAUCAUCUACGACGGAGGCGAGCGGCCGCGGGAUGUAGCGCUCAAGUGCGUCGUGGUCGGGAGGCGCAAGUCGGAGGUGGUGGCCGAGUCGUACGUGCUCGUUGUUGCUCCAAAACCGCAUGGCGAAGUUGAUGCCGCAUACGAACGGGUGGGUGUUGGGGCUAUUCCCGGGAGUUGGAUUGUGACGGGUCAACCUGGGCUGGAGGUCCGGAUCGUCUAG
Messenger RNA from Colletotrichum higginsianum IMI 349063, 2022 nucleotides. RefSeq names its product TOL protein. The coding region runs from base 1 to 2022 and encodes 673 amino acids. The record is from RefSeq and is a predicted model, not a curated record. NCBI's taxonomy places the organism in Eukaryota, Fungi, Ascomycota, Sordariomycetes, Glomerellales, Glomerellaceae. The transcript has 4 exons.